AUGUAUGAAGUAAAUACUAACACUGAAUUGGCGAUGCAAGUUUUAGAGUUGACCAAGCAGAUGAAGACCAUGUGCAACAUGAUGAUAGAACAAGGGCAAAAUAGUUCCAACGAGGUAUGUGCUAUUUGUAAUAAUCUUGGACAUGCAACUAACAUUUGUCCUUCUAGUGAAAAUUUUCCAGAGUUUGUAGAACAUGCUAAUGUGAUGAAUUCCUACAACCAAAGGCCUAAUAAUCCUUUUUCAAACACUUAUAAUCCUGGUUGGAGGAAUUAUCCCAAUUUUGCUUGGAGAAACAAUCAGCAACACACAAGCUCUGGCAAUAACAAUCAACAAAGGAAACCUUCAUUGGAGGAGACAUUGGAUAACUUUAUUCAAGUGUCUCAAAAGAACAAUCAAAACUCGAACAAAGAUACCAACAAUAAGAGGCAUCCAUCAGGAAGGAAAGAUAAAGUUGAGGAGAAGCUAUCGAGUGCACCCAUUCAGAGUGAAAAUAUUGACUCUACAUAUGUUCCACCCAAGCCUUAUGUUCCACAUGUGCCUUUUCCAAGUCGAUUGAAUAAAAGCAAAUGGGAUAAGUCAUUUUCUAAUAUUUAUGAUAUUUUGUCUAAAGUUAAUGUUAACUUACCCUUGCUUGAUAUGAUUAGGAACAUGCCUGCUUAUGCUAAUUUUUUCAAGGAGCUGAACACUCGAAAGCAUAAGUAUGAGCCUAAUGAGAAGGUGAUUGUUUCUGAGACAGUGAGUGUAGUGCUUCAAUGCAAAUUGCCACCCAAAUUGAAGGAUCUUGGGAGUUUUAUUAUCAACAUCACUGUUGGUAAUAAACAAAAGGAAAGAGCAAUGUUGGACCUAGGUGCAAGUAUCAACCUGAUGGCAUUCUCAAUCUAUAAGCAGUGUGAUUGGGAGAGCUAA
This is a messenger RNA of Pistacia vera, 906 nucleotides long. RefSeq lists its product as uncharacterized. The transcript is spliced from 2 exons. Bases 1 to 906 code for a protein of 301 amino acids. The record is from RefSeq and is a predicted model, not a curated record. NCBI's taxonomy places the organism in Eukaryota, Viridiplantae, Streptophyta, Magnoliopsida, Sapindales, Anacardiaceae.